UUAGCAGCCCAAGUCACCUCUAGGAGCCUGUGCACGCUUUCGUUCGGACGUGCAGUCCACCUCAGUGGAGGGCACCUAGAGCCGUGUGUUCGUUUGCCGUCUUGCUUUCGAGCUGGAUCUGCCGAAGGUGCAGGCAGCAACCGCAGUUGGGGGCCUGGCGCAGUUACUUGUCCCAGUCCGACCACUUCCUAUGUCAACAGCCGGAGUCGAAGUCGAUGACCCGUGAUGUCCUUGACGGACGCCGACGUGCAGCAUGAUAAAUCAGACUUGGUCGACAACAUUGGCCCCGAGGUCGAUCAGACCAAGCCUUAUGUCCAUGCCAAAACGGGGUGGAUCACUCGAGCAGACGCACACACCUUUUUCCAUGACCGUAUCGAUGCCAAUAGAGCAAAAGCGGAUGCCUACCAAGCCCUUCGAGCUCCUAAUGCAGCAC
This is a messenger RNA of Durusdinium trenchii, 433 nucleotides long. The record is from the annotation of a GenBank genome assembly. NCBI's taxonomy places the organism in Eukaryota, Dinophyceae, Suessiales, Symbiodiniaceae.